Molecule: messenger RNA, 4337 nt
Organism: Leptomonas pyrrhocoris
Lineage: Eukaryota; Euglenozoa; Kinetoplastea; Trypanosomatida; Trypanosomatidae
Exons: 1
Coding region: 336-4337 (1333 amino acids)
Molecular function (GO): protein binding
Source: RefSeq, a predicted model, not a curated record
GUUCUUUGCGUUGUGUUUCUGUGUGUCUGCCCGGAUGACGAGGGACGCUCCUGCGGCGACGACAAGGAAAGAAGUGCAUUCUCACACCCCUCGGAGCUGAACCGCCGAGGAGCGAUCCCACUUUCGGCGCAGACAAUUAAGACGUGUGAUGUAUCGCUGCUGGGAAAAGAUACAACAGCAGCACCAACCACCAGAAAUAGAGUUAGGCUUCAUUCAGUCCAGAGCCCGACGCGAGCACCGCUCUUCGUGGCGUUCGCUUUGGGUGCGUCUGGGGCUCUCUGGGGUGUCGUACAGGGCAAGGAGGACACCUCCAGCACCAAGACAGCACCGUUGCUAUGGAGCAGACGGGCGGCCGUGGCAGAUCGUCUCCAUCGGUGUCCCUCGGCCGGCCCUCGGCCUUUCUCGUGCACCACCCCUGCCACGCAAACGGCGCUGGCUACGGCGGCAGGGACCCGCCACUGCCGCGCGUUCUCCGUCCCUCCGUCCCGCACGCACAGUCGUGGACGGCGUCGUCUGCGAUGGCAGCUGCGGGGCCGUCGCCGCGACUCGCUGAGGACGUCUCACGACUCCCGCUGGACUUGCUAGAGCCCGUUGCGGCACGCUGGGCCUCUACGGCGGGUCGUGGCAGCCGCACCGCCCCACGCGUGCGCAGCACCCUCGGCCCGCAGAGCGACGUUGUGGACACCGGCGUCUUCGUCUGCCCCGACACUGUCGUCGCCGCCCUCUGCCCCACCACCGGGUGUCGAGAGGGUUUAGUGGUGACGGCGGAAUGUGGGGGAUGGCUGCGAGUGCGGGAGCAACGGACGGGCGUGAUUCGACAUCAACAACAGCUGCGGGACGGCAAUGAGACGUCGUGCCUCACUUGGGCCUCGCCGUUCGCCGCGGCUGCUGGUGCACUCGAUGGAGAAGAUGCGAGGGCGCUGCAGACGGUGGUUGUGGUGGGCCAGCUGAGCGGCCUCAUCGGCUGUUACGCGUUGGUGGGCGAGUCGUUGGUGGAGCUGACGGCGGCUACGUGCGUGUUGCACGAGGCACCGAUUAUUGCCUGUGUGCCACUUCGCCCCUCCGCCACCGCUGCCGCUUCUUUCCAUGCGGUCUCGGCGAUCUUAGGGCCGGAUCAAAACUGCCUGUUAUCGUUGGACACGGACGGCGUGGUGGCACUGUGGUCGCUAGACGUGGGUGAGGCCCCAGGAGGUAGCGCGGUCGCACUCGCGGUGCAGCUGCUGCACUGCUGCGAUGCGUCAUCGUCGACGGAGUCGUGGUCGCGCCGAAUGGCCAAAGGAGGAGAGGUGGAGGCGGAGGCGCACGCAGCGGCAGCUGCUCCGCCGGUGGUGGUGUCCGCUGCGUCACUCGGGCCGGCCUCGUUCGGUGCUGUAUUCACCACCCAUCUUUUCGUAGAGCCCUCGACGGCCCUUCCUGAAGAGGACGGCAUUGCCGAUGACAACGACGCUGCGGAGAGCGAGUAUGAUGGCGUGUCCGACGCGUUGGUGUACCUCACGGACUUUGUUUUGUGUGAGGAGGACGAUGGGAGGGCCGCGCGGCACGAUUUCGACGGCACCACCCUGGCGAUGCCGCCCUAUCACUCCGACACCACUGCGUCCGCGUCCACCGACGGCGCGGCUGCUUCUGAUUCUGCUGCCCCUCAGCUGCCUCGUCCGAGUUCAGUGCUGCUACCACCACGGUAUCGCUGGGAGGUGCUGUGUGCGUACCGCGUGCCCGAGGGGCUGCGCACCCGUCCAGAGCCCAGCGCGCCGUCCAUCGUCUCUCUCUGUGUGGUCGGUGGUGGUGGUGGUGGUCGGGGCGGCAGCAGCGACCCCGCAGCCCAGCCUGACCAGCUCUGGGCCGGCACAACGGAUGGACGUCUCCUCAUCUGGCAGAUCUACACAGGUCAGUUUGUGCGCUGCCUCCGCAGCCGCUCCAUUUCUCCCAUCCACAGUCUCACCUGUGUGCCGGCCAGCGGCUUUUGUGGAGCGAGUACCCGCAGUAGUGGCGAACCUCUAAUCUGGGCAAGUCAGGCAGAUGGCAGCGUGGUGGCUUGGAGUGCCGUCACCUACGCUGUUGUCGAGGUGCUGCCGGUCAGCUACCCGUCUCCACCACCACCGUCGUCGUCCUCCGUGGCCGAAAGCAUCGAGGGUGUCGUGUCGGUGCGCGACGCCGUCGAUCUCCUGCGUGCCACCCGCCAUCAACUCCCAAUGUCCUCUUCUCCUUCGCUUUCCGGUUCCUCGCCGUGGACGCAGAAGGGGAGCGGCUUCACGUUGUUUGUACAGCCAAUGGAGGUGGUGUGCAUGCAGCGGGCGUGGUCCGUGGCCACCGACGGCACGGUGCGCACCUGGCUCUUGCCGGCAGGCAACGCUGCUCCAGGCGGCGACGGGGAAGGCGGGAACUCUGGAGAGGCGGUGCUGGAUGCGUACACGGUGCAGUGCUUUGUGCAGGAGAAGGCCGAGGCGUGCCUGCGGGAGCGUCAGGCCCAGCACCUGGAGCGGGCCGCACAGGAGGCGCAGCUGUCCGCCCUGCGUGAGCGCAAUGAGGUCCUCGCUGCGGCGCUGCGGCAGGCGAUCGGACGACUCGAGCGGGUCGGCGCGGAGGGGUUGGUCCGCUCCGCCUCUCCCCCCGGCACCCCGCCGCCUCCCUCGCGAGAGUCGCGGAAGGGGUCGGAUGGGCGGGACACAGCGACGGAGAGGGAGGGGGAUGGCCAGAUGGACAAGAAGUCACGCCAAGACCCGGCCAAGACGGGGCAGCCACCACGUUCGUCGUCGCAGCGGUCUGCCGCCUCCUCGCGCAGCACUGCGUCCUCCGCGUCCCAGCCGUGUGGUCGUCUCGUGGCGGCCGCGACGGAGGCCGCUCCGUUAGAUGCGCUGCGGUCAUCUACACCCAUCGACAACCGCAACAGCAGCAGCGGCAGCGGCACUGACACACAGAUGCGCGUACAGGUGCUGCAGCAGCUGCUCGAUGAGCUGCACAGCAAGUUGGAGGAGAGCUGGAGCCGCAACGAUGCCCUGCGCGAGGAACUGUUGGUUUACCAGCUGCGGACACUGGAGCGGGAGGAGGAUAUGGCGCGGCGGGUGCGGGAGACGGUGAGGCGCGAGUCCGCUGUGGCUGCCGCCGAAGCAGAGGAUGGUGGUGGCCGCGAAAGGGAUGACCACAGCGUGACAGCAGCAGCUGCAGCGACAGCGUCGUCCUCAUCAUCGUCGUCGACCGCUGAUGUUUCUACCGUUACUGCUUCGACGGCGGGACGCCGUGAGAUUCGACACGGCACUCACAGCGAUCCCCGUCGCGUGCCCGCGGGAGAGCCGGCAGCAGCGGUCACCGCCACCCCCACGACGCCCGCCACGGCAGACGCAGCACCACGCGAUGCGGCACGUCGGCCGGUCAGCCCUUCCCACACCGUCGAGGCGCCCAUCGUGGAUGCGCUGGUGAGUCCGGCGACUUUGAUCGCCGCUGGAACCGCACGUAGUGUGCCGGGUUCGAAUUUUCCUGCCGCGCCUGGAGGCAGUGCGGAGGGAUACCGAGAAAGGGAGGAGGAAGGGGAAGAGGGGGAGGGGACCCCCUUCCAUGAGUCGUUCAACCCCGAGCCACGCACCACCAGCAGCGCAGCGGCCAAUCGCUUCUUCACGGCGGCCUCCGCCGCCCUGCAGCGCCGCGGUGUCCCGGAGCCGUGGGAGGGCAGGGAGCGUGAUGGGGCGGGCGGCACCCCUUGGGUGAGCAACAGACAAGGUGAGGCAUCGCCGCCGCCGCCGCUGCGGCACAUUCAAGCACCGCGUCCGCCUACGGAGGACUUGGAAAGCAGCGUCAGUGACAUCGACGUGGACGUGUACACGGACGACGACGACGAGCAACCACCGGCGCUGGUCGCUGCCUGGAGCACGAGUGAGGGGACAGGCCUCAGCCCCAUCUCGACCUCCCCCAUCACCGCACCAACCGCCCUGCUGUCAGACGAAAGCGAAAUGGAGGAGGCGCACGGCGGGCCACGCAGGCCAACGCACGCGUCCGCUCUCUUCUCCUAUCCGUACUUGCCGAACACUUCGUCCUCUGCCCACUCCAUAACGCACGAUCGCGGCACGAGCGGCAGCCGUCUCGCGCCUUCUGCCACGCACCCGGUGCGGGUGUACGGCAACGCAAGGACUCCCCCAGCGAAGGCAACGCCGCGCAUCGCUGCCGCCGAGAGAGGCCGUCCGGCUUCCUCCGCGGAUCCGUUGCCGUCGACUACGCUUCCGUCUGGCACGUCAUCCGGCCUCAGGCCUUUGCCCACGGCGCGGGUGAUACCCGUCCGCCACGCGCUUCAACCAGCGGCGCCCUCAUCACCGCGUGCGUUCCACUCUCCAAUUAUUUACCACUAUUAA